Egretta garzetta (little egret) is the source of this 423-nucleotide messenger RNA. RefSeq names its product calcium homeostasis modulator protein 6-like. The record is from RefSeq and is a predicted model, not a curated record. The transcript has a single exon. Gene Ontology annotation, molecular function: monoatomic cation channel activity. The annotation marks the transcript as partial. NCBI's taxonomy places the organism in Eukaryota, Metazoa, Chordata, Aves, Pelecaniformes, Ardeidae.
CCCAAGCUGAUAGGAUGGUUCCUGAUCGCCAGCAUCGCGGCUGUGACCCUGGUGGCCACGUGCAUCAGCCGCUGUUUCUCCCCGGUCAGCUAUCUUCAGCUCAAGUUCUGGAAAAUCUACUUGAAGAAGGAACGGGAGCUCUUUGAGAUCAAGGCCAACGAGCACGCAGCCAGGCUGGCCGAAAGAAAUACAAAUUGCUUCUUUGAAGGCACCGACCCGGCACUGUUUCAGACUCCCAGCAACGAAGCCUGGUGGAAGAUUUCCUUCUUGUACACCUUCAGUCCGCAAGAGCAGUACUACAGCAUGACACACAAGUACGUUAACACAAGCAGAGGCGACCCCGUCCGACCCGGGGAAGGAGACCGGAAUCCCCCCGUUUUGGGAUUUGUGGAUGACGCAAGCCCAAGCGAAUCAGGCUUUUGA